UCCUCCGCCUUUUUUCUCCAAAUACUCCUUCUGGCUAGGAACGUGUAUCAAUGACUUCGUUGUCUUCCAGUGAUUGAAAGUGAAAUAAAGUAAUUUGCAAAAAUCGACGAUGUUCCAUUAGUUUGUCGAUAACGUACAUAUUGCAACACGUUUCAGUUUUACUUAAAUUGUGUAAUUAGCCUUGAGUUUGAUAGAUACUGCUGUGUCGGCCCUUUGCAACCAUGGCGUCUGAUCCUCAAUCAAAACACAGGAUGCAGGGUUUCAAAAACAAAGGAAAAGAUCAAGAUGAAAUGAGAAGAAGAAGAAAUGAGGUAACAGUUGAACUGCGCAAAAACAAGCGUGAAGAAACGCUGCAGAAGAGAAGAAAUGUGCCAAUAACAGACUCCACAGAUGAAGAUGAUUUCGAUAGAAACUUAUCAAACAUCAACCUAGAGCAACUAGUCAUGGAAGCUGCCUGUGACAAUCCAGAGAAACAGCUUGUUGCCGUCCAGUCUGCACGUAAACUUCUUUCUUCUGACAGAAACCCUCCUAUUGAUGCCCUCAUUUCUAGCGGAAUUCUACCCAUCCUUGUCCGUUGCCUUGAAAAUCAUGAAAACCCUGCGCUACAGUUCGAGGCGGCGUGGGCUCUGACAAACAUCGCCAGCGGGACAUCGGCACAGACACAGGCUGUGGUGGGCGCUGGCGCCGUGCCGCUGUUCCUCCAACUACUCCAUUCCCAACACCAAACUGUCUGCGAACAAGCGGUCUGGGCUCUAGGUAAUAUUAUCGGUGAUGGGCCCGCUCUGAGGGAUUAUGUUAUCAACUUAGGAGUUGUCCAACCACUGCUAGCUUUCAUCAAACCUGACAUCCCGAUAACUUUCUUGCGGAACGUCACGUGGGUCAUAGUGAACCUGUGUCGUAAUAAAGAUCCUCCUCCACACGUCCAAACCAUUACUGAAAUUCUGCCUGCCCUCAACAUGCUUAUUCACCACUCAGAUAUUAACAUCUUGGUUGACACAGUGUGGGCCCUUAGUUAUUUGACUGAUGGCGGAAACGAGCAGAUACAGAUGGUUAUAGACAGUGAGGUUGUGCCAAAUUUGAUACCUCUGCUGUCACACAAGGAAGUCAAGGUGCAGACUGCAGCACUGAGGGCGGUUGGUAACAUCGUAACAGGCACAGAUGAGCAGACACAAGUAGUCCUAAACUGUGAUGCUCUGUCACACUUCCCCUCAUUGCUAACACAUCCCAAAGAAAAAAUAUGCAAGGAAGCUGUGUGGUUCCUUUCAAACAUAACUGCAGGCAAUCAGGCUCAAGUCCAAGCUGUUAUAGAUGCUGAUUUAUUACCCAAAAUAAUUAGAAAUCUGAGUAAGGGAGAGUUCCAAACACAAAAGGAGGCAGCUUGGGCAAUUAGUAAUCUGACGAUUAGCGGAAACCGGGAGCAAGUUGCUCGACUAGUGCGGGAGGGAGUCAUACCACCAUUUUGCAACUUGUUGGGCUGCAAGGACCCCCAGGUCAUACAAGUGGUGCUGGACGGCAUAAACAACAUGCUCAAGAUGGCGGGCAACCAGGUCGAGGCAUUGGCCAACAUGAUCGAGGAGUGCGGAGGUCUAGACAAGAUAGAACAACUACAGAACCAUGAAAACGUUGACAUUUAUAAACUGGCAUAUGACAUAAUAGAGCAGUAUUUCUCAGAGCUCGAAGAAGACGUAAAUCUGGCACCACAGAGUUCGGAAGGAGGGUUCCAGUUUGACCCCAACACCAGUAUACCAAGCGAGGGUUUCAAGUUUUAAAUAACACAACUGCUAUGUAAUGAUCGAAAUAUUGCUUCUUGAAUUUUAAGCUACUUUUGUAAAUGACCCUACUCGAUAUUAGAAAGCGGUGUAUAUUUUCUCGGCCAUGUUUUUUUAUUUGAAUUGUAUUAAAGUUGAAAAAGAAAACUUUAAGUGCGAAACUUUGGACUCGCUAUAUAUAUUUCACUGUGAUUUGUCUUUCUAAUAAAUCAAUAUUUUGAUUUUAUUGGCAUAGACAUGUGAAUAACUUACCUCUACUGAGGUAUAACAAUAACUUAGGAUUUCAGUUAAUUUAUUUAUACAUAUGGAUUAUUUUAUCAAAAUUAGGCCCAUUUUAUUUGGGAUUAUCCUUUAUGGAGCAUGUAAUAAUAAAGGUAUGUUUCAUUUAAGAA
Molecule: messenger RNA, 2161 nt
Organism: Homalodisca vitripennis (glassy-winged sharpshooter)
Lineage: Eukaryota; Metazoa; Arthropoda; Insecta; Hemiptera; Cicadellidae
Gene: Kap-alpha3
Product: importin subunit alpha-3
Exons: 11
Coding region: 222-1769 (515 amino acids)
Biological process (GO): NLS-bearing protein import into nucleus
Cellular component (GO): nucleoplasm; cytoplasm; nucleus
Molecular function (GO): protein binding; nuclear import signal receptor activity
Source: RefSeq, a predicted model, not a curated record